UUGGAUUCGUUGAAAUGGACAUUCCUCAAACCUGGCCUGAAGAUGUUGGUGAAUACAAGUGUGUUGCUGUAAACAAGUAUGGCAGGGAUGAAACAACAGGUGGCCUAGCAUUGAUGCCUAGUCCUGGAACUGGAGAACCACCCAAGUUCACGACGCAACUCAACGACCUGUUGUACCAGAAAACACACCAGCACACUUGGAUGCCAAACUGAUACCAAUUAACGAUCCAACCAUGGUUGUUACAUGGUUCUUCAACGAGAAACCUCUUCCAACUGGUACGAAAUACAGAACAAACCAUGACUUUGGAUUCGUUGAAAUGGACAUUCCUCAAACCUGGCCUGAAGAUGUUGGUGAAUACAAGUGUGUUGCUGUAAACAAGUAUGGCAGGGAUGAAACAACAGGUGGCCUAGCAUUGAUGCCUAGUCCUGGAACUGGAGAACCACCCAAGUUCACGACGCAACUCCAACGACCUGUUGUACCAGAAAACACACCAGCACACUUGGAUGCCAAACUGAUACCAAUUAACGAUCCAACCAUGGUUGUUACAUGGUUCUUCAACGAGAAACCUCUUCCAACUGGUACGAAAUACAGAACCAACUAUGACUUUGGACUCGUUGAAAUGGACAUUCCUCAAACCUGGCCUGAAGAUGUUGGUGAAUACAAGUGUGUUGCUGUAAACAAGUAUGGCAGGGAUGAAACAACAGGUGGCCUAGCAGUGAUGCCUAGUCCUGCAACUGGAGUACCACCCAAGUUCACGACUCAACUCCCACGACCUGUUGUACAAGAAAACACACCAGCACACUUGGAGGCUAAACUGAUACCAAUUAACGAUCCAACCAUGGUUGUUACAUGGUUCUUCAAGGGACAACCUCUUCCGACUGGUACGAAAUACAGAACCAACUAUGACUUUGCACUCGUUGAGCUUGAUGUUGUCCCCGCAUGGGGCGAGGAUGAGGGUGACUACACAUGUGUGGCCGUCAACCAAUGGGGUCGCGAUGAAACCACUGGAGGCCUGAGUGUCCAACCUGCACCAGUGGGCGAACCACCCAAAUUCAUCACACAACUACCAACACCAACUGUGAAGGAAGGCGAGAUUGCCCACCUUGAGGCCAAGCUCAUACCACUUGGUGAUCCAGACAUGGUCGUGACAUGGUACAUUAACGACCAGCCACUCACUGCCGGAACCAAGUACCGCACCGACUACGAGUUUGGCAAUGUCAUACUCGACAUUGUGCCGGCGUGGUCCGAGGACAUCGCCCAGUACAAGUGCGUCGCGGUGAACAAGUACGGCACCGACCAGACGGUGGGAAGCCUCAACGUGGUGGCGGCGGUCGACAAGGGCAUGCCGCCCGUGUGGAUCGUACCAUUCAAGAACGUCGACAACGUCACCGAAGGCGAAAGCGCGUUCUUCGCGGGCAAGGUGGAACCGGCAAACGACCCCGACCUGAAGUUGGAGUGGUUCUUCAAUGACAAGCCGUUUGAUCUCGGCUCGAGGUGCGACUGUGUUCAUGAGUUUGGAAAGGUGAAAAUGGACAUGACGAAUCUCAACCCAGACCACGCCGGUGUGUACAAGUGCAGAGCUUACAACAAGGCUGGUGAAGCGUUCACUCAAGCUAGGCUAAAGGUCAAGGGCAAGCUUGGAAUCAUCACGGACACGAAGAUUAGGCACACAAUGGAGAAAAUCAAGGAUGAGGGUGGCAUUGAAACGGGUGCCUUGCACUAUGACUUCACCGAUGAUGACUUCUACCAGAAGGACAAGAACCAGCCGCCGAUCUUCAAGAAGCACAUCAAACACAAGACUGACCUUCACCAGGAUCAGUUCACCAAAUUUGAGGCUUUCCUCAUCCCAAUUGGUGAUCCAAACAUGAAGGUGGAAUGGUUCUUCAAUGGAAAACCUCUGAAGAGCGGACAUAGAUUCAAGCCGAUCUACGACUUUGGUUAUGUGGCAUUGGAGAUAUUGUGGGUGUUCCCAGAGGACACUGGCGAGUACCUUUGCAGAGCCACUAAUUUGUACGGACAGGAUGAGACAAAGGCAUGGUUGAAGAUCAUAGGAACGCGAAACAUCAUCACAGACACCCAAUUGCCAGAGGGUAUGGAAGAAGGUGUAGUCAAACUGCAGGAGAUGGAGGAAGAGAUGGCUAGAGCUAAGGGAGUGGAAGUGGAACAGGAGGAACCUGAUCGAAUUGCUCCAGAGUUUGUCAUCAAGCCACAGCAAUGCAAGGCCACAGAAGGUGAACUUGCCAAGUUCGAGUGCCGUGUUAAGGGAGUGCCGAGACCCAAGAUCCAGUGGUACAUCAACAACAAGCCAAUCUUGCAUGGGUCACGCUACAAGCUGUCCUAUGAUGGCAUGCACUACAUGGAGAUUCCCAAAACCAAGCAGUAUGACCAUGGAGAGGUGAAGGUUGUUGCAAGGAACUCGGAGGGAAUGUGCAUAGCGAAGAGUGUACUGCACAUCGAAGCUAGAACUGACGACUAUCGUUCCGUCUUGAAGUCGACCAAGAAACCCUCAAAGGAAAUCACCUACACACUGCCACAUCGGGAGGAGAGAGUGAAAUUACCAUCACCUGAACUGGAAACGACGCCAGAUGGCGAGGUUACUGUAGAGGACUUAGAAGGACUGCAGUUCCUGCCCCAUGUUAUGCCAUCAAAGAAGAAGGAGAAGAAACUGGAGAAGAAGACAGAGAAACCAGUGUUCAUCAAGAUGAUCGAUCACUGCAGAGUAACUGAGAGUACACCAGGCAAAUUCGUGUGCACAUUCAAGGGCGACCCCAUGCCUGACAUCUUCUGGUACAGAGAAGGCUACCAACUGCAGGAUACCAGCGAAUUCCAGAUUACCAUCAAGGAAGGCUGGAGUCAACUGAUCGUGAAGAACUGUGAAUUGGAGGACAGUGGUAUUUUCACUGCCAAGGUUCUCAAUUGCCAUGGCUGGAACGAAUGUAAAGCAAACCUGGUCGUGGAAGAGGCUCAGAUGGGAGAAGUGCCUCCAUGCUUCACCAAGGUACCGGAUGAUGCUAACCCUAUUGGGCCUAAAGUCCCGGUCAAGUUCACAUGCAAAGUUUCUGGCUCUGCGCCACUCACUGUCUUCUGGGAGAAGGAUGGCAAGAAGAUCGACGAAACAUUUGCCAGCGUCAAGGUUGUCGACGAAGGCCCUGGUGUUCACACGUUGCUCAUCCAUGAGACGCAGGAGUUCCACAAUGGCAUCUACGAGUGCGUCGCACAGAAUAAUGCCGGCGAGGCUCGCUGCAAGGCAGAGGUGUACGUGCUGAUUCCACAGGAGGUACCCGACCUGCUACCCGACUAUGUCGCACCUAAAUUGAUGACACCCAUGCAGAACCAGAUAGUGCAGCAAGGCCAGGAGGCAGUCUUCCGGUGCAGGAUCACCGGGGAGCCCGCUCCUGAUGCAUUCUGGUUCCACAACGAGGGAGAGAUUAAACCGAGCAAGCUCAUGCACAUGUCGACCGACAAAGACUUCUACAUCUUGAAGCUCUCGGAUUGCAAGCCCGAGAACGAGGGAUGGUACCGAAUCGUGGCGAAGAACGGUGGCGGAGAGUGCACGUCCGCAGCUACCCUGACCGUGCAGCUGCCAUCGGCUGCACCACAAUUCACCAAGCCCCUGCAGAGUAUCAGCGUUAUGGAGGGCAGUCCAGCUACGUUUGACUGCCUAGUGACAGGAAACCCUGCUCCUAGCAUCACCUGGCUGAGAGAGAGUACUGUCAUUCAGCCAUCGCGAGACUUCGAGAUUGUGACAGACGGAGAGAAGUGCACGCUAACAAUCCGCGAGACGUACCCCGAGGAUUCGGGCACCUUCACAUGUCGUGCGAGCAACGUUGCAGGAAAGACCGAGUGCAGUGCGCAGCUCGUUGUCCAAAGCCCUCAGGCGGCCCAAGUGAUGCCCACAGACUCACAGCUACCACCUGAAACGCCACCAGAAACCACAACGGCACAGGUUACGCUUGCCCCACAGAAACCCGAAGAAACAAAACCAGAAGCAACACCACCUGCAUUUACACGUGGCCUUAUGCCCCAGACUGUGACAGAGGGUGAAAGCGUGGUCUUUGAGUGUGAGGUCACGGCAGUGCCGGAGCCAGAGAUUAUUUGGCUGUGUGAUGAUAGGCUAGUGGACAUGACCGAAAACGUGCAAGUCACUUACAAAUCGGGCGUGUGCGUUCUGACGCUCACGAACGUGACGACGACACAGCAGGGCCUGUACAGAUGUGUGGCCAGAAAUAUUGCCGGAGAAACAUCCACGUCUGCAACCUUAACGAUCAUAGUCCCUGAGAAGAUUCCGGAGAAGUCUGUUGGAGUCGCUCCCCACAUUGUGAAGGAGCUGGAACCGGAGACGGUGCCCGAGGGCAGCUCUGUGCUUCUCACCUGUGAGAUAACAGGUCAGCCACGCCCGAAGACCUUCUGGUAUGUGGAUGGACGCGAGAUCGUACCGUCGAAGGCAUUCCAGCCCAAGUAUGAACACGGAACAGCUACACUGCUCAUACCGCAAGUGUUUGUAGAGGAUAGUGGUGUUUACACCUGUAAGGCAAUCAACCCUGCGGGUGAGGUAACCACUGCUGCCUGCCUAACUGUCCAAGCACCGGAAGGUGUCACCGUGCCCGAAACGCCAAUACCUGAGACCCCGGAGAGACUGCCAGAAGCCUUGGCUCCAAUACCAGAGAAAAAGAAGAAGAAGAAGAAGCCAAAGGAUGAGCAGGUGCCGAAAUUCGAGGAAGAACUUCAACCCAUCACGACGAUGGAUGGACAGAGUGUGACCUUCACCUGUAAGGUGAGCGGCAAGCCUCGGCCGGAGAUGACUUGGUUCAGGAACGGGAAGCCGAUCGAGGAGAACAAGGACAUCUGCAUGACGUAUGAAGACGACGGUACCUGCUUGCUCAUCAUCAAUGAGUCGUUCCCUGAGGAUUCGGGAGACUACGCCUGCACUGCCACCAACGCAGUUGGAGAAGUUACAACUACAGCCCCACUGAUUGUCGAGUUGCUGUCCUAUGUCCCCGACACGGAGGAGGCAUCAAUGUCUAUGUCGCUGCAACCACAAAUGUCUAAAGACGAGGAGGGAACCUUCGCUGAGCUGUCCGAGAUCGAUGAGAAGGAGGAGAUGCAAGGAGUUCCCGAGAUAGUCGACGAGGUCGUAGAAGACUUUCCGCUAGACGAGGAACCCACAAAGACGACAGCGCCGGUGUUUGUCAGCGAGCUGCAGCCGGUCGAAGUGACCGAGGGCGAGCCGGUAGCAUUCGAGUGUCGCGUCGAGGGAGAGCCAACGCCGACCGUCGUCUGGUACGUGCGCGGCAAGGAGAUCAAGCCGUCGAAGGACUUUGCGCCGACGUUCGAGGACGGCAUUGCGCGGCUGACGAUCACGCGCGCAUACCUCGACGACGAGGGAGAGUACACGUGCAUCGCGCUGAAUGCCGUCGGACAGCACAUGAGCACCGCGUACCUGACCGUGAAGCCUCUUGAGGAGAAACCAGUGGAGGCACCUGAAGAGCCAGAGCCAGAGCUCGAAGUUGUUCAACUAGCUGCCGAACCUGUAGAGGAGGCACCAGAAGAAGAACAUGUCACCUCCGUCUCGCUGGGUCUCACCAAACCAGAGGAGCCUCAGCCAGAAAAGAAGAAGAAGAAGAAGAAACCAAAAGAAGAAGCGCCGGUGGAGACGGUGACGGAAGCCGUGCUCGAGAGGAAGCCGGAAGAAGAGCCGGAAACGGAGGAGCUCAUCGUUCAGAUGCUGAAGCCCGAAGAGGCACCCGAACCAGAGGACGUCACGGAGGAAACGACGACCCUCCUGACCUUGCAGAAGCCCGAGGAACCCGAGGAGGUGACAGAGGUCGUGCAGGAGGCGCCGGAGGUCGUGCCGGCCGAGCCGACAGACGAGGAGGAAGAACAUAAGGUGGCCGUCGUCGAGAAGGACGAGGUCGAGGUCACGGAGCAGGUCGUGCAGAAGGACAUGGCGCCGGCGUUCAUCCGCAAGCUGAAGAACAUCGAUGCACACGAGGGCGAAACCGUGACCUUCGAGUGCCUCGUCAAGGGCGUGCCUUCGCCGGAGGUCGUCUGGUAUCAGGACGGCAGUGAGAUUACUGACCAGGAGAGGUUCAGGCCGUCGCGGACGGACGACGGCGUCUGCACGCUGACCGUCGAGGGCGUGCACGUGGACGACGACGCGGAGUACUUGUGCAAGGCCAUGAACCCGCUCGGCGAGGCCACCACGGUAGCCGAGCUGUUCGUCGAAAAAGCAGAUGCAGCCCCAGAGUUUACACAGCCACUCACUAACCAAGUGGUCACAGAAAGCAAGCCAAUCACAUUGACCUGCAAGGUUAUUGGCCACCCAACCCCAGAGGUGACAUGGUUUGUGAAUAACGUGGAAAUCACACCAGAUACAACUGUGUACAAGAUAUCCCAUCCGGAUGAAACCACACAUGAGUUAACAUUGCCUGAGGCUUUCCCUGAAGAUGAAGGGGAUUACAUCUGUAAGGCUAUCAACCCAGCGGGUGAAGCUGUGACCAAAGCCUAUUUGACCAUCAAACCAUGGUUUUGUGAAGAGGAAAUUGAAGACAAUCUGCAUGCUUCCAGACAGCGAACUGCUAGUUCCUCAGAUACUGAACUCACCACAUACAUGAGCGAUGACCACGAACUUGACUCUCAUAUUGAGGAUCUAGAAUCAGAAGUUACAUCGUCAGAACAAAUCGAAUACACGCCAGUGGUUUCCCCUGUAAAGGAAAUGCCCGAUAGUUAUAUUUCUACUGUGUCAGCUCCCUUGGUUAUGACUGAAGAGGUAGUUGAACUAAACUGCAUGUUGCAUGAUGUCAGGUCAACAGUAAUGCAUGUCUCGACGAGUGAAGACGCUGGAAUCGAAGUGAGUUUAGAAGACCAACAGCUAGAUGUGAAUGAUGGUCAGGCCCAGCAUGAUACUGAAAUCAUAUUGUCACAUCCCAGGUCAUCGAGCUGUGAAUUCCUUCAUGAAAGUGACUCAUGCGAAGAAGUUGUAGCCAUGUCACCCUCUGAAGUUCAAGAUAAUAGCUUCACAGAUGAUAGACCAGUGUCCACCAUUGAUCCCAGGCCAUUGAUUGAGUCUUCCAGCUCUCAACAAUUGUACGAUAAGGAAAUAACCACUCAUUCAAAACCUUAUGUUGAGACAGUAGUCACUACCACAAGUGUCGAAACAAACCCACCCAUAUUUCAGCUUGCGUUAUCAAGGGAUGAACAGUUUCGGGGCUACCCAGAGGAGCAUCUAACUCUGUAUCCAGAGGAAUCUGUUGAUGUAGAAGUUAAGAUCCCAGCAGCUACUAGCUCACCAGAUGAUAGUUCUAUCCGGAAGGAACCUGUCAAAAGCAGGUUGUCUGAUCUCGUAUGGAAUCCUGACGAUAACAUCAUCAUCAUUGAUAAACCCAAUCGCCAAACAGACGAAGGUAGAGAUGAGCGCAUAGGCGAAACCUAUGGAAGUUCAGACAGUUCUGAUGGAGAGAUGGUUGACAUCUUGGAUAUUCGCCGAGCAUCAAAACUAUCCCUGCCAGAGAAUAUUGGUGCAGUCAAGCUAGAGGAACAGAGUGUCCACUUUGUUCAGCACACCUUGGUACAAUCUGAUGUGUCGCACAGAGGCAUUGAAUCUCCCAUAGAGUGUGCUGUCCAACAAGAUAACGAUUACGCACUAAUGGAAAUUCCUGACGAGUUGCUAACAUCUUCUCAAGAAAAUCUCGAGUGUAAUGUAGAAAACUCAGAGUCGGAUGGUGAGGAGUUUAUCGAAGUGUUAGAUAUGCGCAGGGCUUCUACGAUCUCACUCCCUGAGACACCGCCAGCCAGGAAAUCCAAAGGGACCAUGAAUGUGAACCAGUAUUCAUUAGUGCAGUCAGAUAUAUCAGGAUUCGCAAAAACAGUGGAAAGCAAUGAGUCCGAGACCAUUAUUACCAGUUCAGGGUCACCCACAGAGGACACAUGCCAAGUACCUUUAUAUGCGAUUGAAGAAUUGUCUGAGACGCAUACGAAACAUGCUCACAUGGACACGACCGAUGGAAUACCUCACAUUAGUGUGAACACUUCCAAAAGAGACGAGGUAUUUCUGUCUGUUGAUGAAUGUGUGGAGAUGACUGUACUGGCCGUUGUUGGAAGGCCAGCUCAGGUGGCACAUGCAGAUGUUAUCAUCCCUGGUGAAGGGGAGGCAAGUGCUGAAUGUGUCAUGGUUAAGGAGAACACCAUUACUGUCACAGAGGAAGAGUUAUCCAGAUGGAAUCAUAAACAAGUAGCUUCUCUCGAUGAAUUACAUUUUCCAAACAUUGUAUUGUUAGAUGAGUUAACACGUGAAAACGUGACAGAGGAAACUAGCUUGGUUCCUACGACAUCGAUUCACUUAAGUGAAUUUCCAGUUUCCACUGGAUCGGUGGACACAUCAAAUAUGACAGAGAAAGUAAGCACGUCGGUUGAAGUAACAAGGCAAGAAUUCAUUACAACUUUGGUAGACAGUUGUGAAGAGAAAAUGCUGGCACUCUCAAAAGUGCCCGAAGUUAGGCAUGAAAGUCACAUAAUUCCAUGUGUGACUGAGAUGACAGUUGAGUCACCUGUGGAUGUUCAUAUGACCGAUGAUGUUAAGCCAGAAAACUUGAGAGACGACACGCAUGAUAUCAGAAUGUCCACCCUGCAGUCAUCUGAGAUCGCCCUGCACGAUUCAGUGUUUCCAAACGUUGUCAUGCUUGAAAUCGAACCAACAGAGAAUGUCGCAGUGCCUAGAGGAUUAAAGUACAAUAAGGAUUCAGCAUUGAAUAAUGAAACAGAUGGUGAUGAGAGAAUGGCAACAUAUGAUAAUGGUUAUGCAUCACAUAAGAUUGAGGUUGAACCAAGCAGGGACGAGGAACGUAUCUUUGCUAUUGACACUGAACUUUCAAAAGAAGAAAUGGUUACACUGACAGCUGAUGGCAGUGAGGAUGCCAUAGUACACGAAGAUCUUAAAUGUGAAAGCGCAUCAGAAGACAUUACAUUGGCCGUCACCUCAACAUGUGAUGAUUCUGUGGCAGGUAGCCUUAAAACGAAGCCAACUGAACAUUUGAAAACUGAAACCAUAUACAUGUCCGUUGAGGGUGCUAUGCUGACUUGUCACGACGAGAAAACCGAAAUGGAAACUAUUGACGCAUAUCAUGCUUUAUUGCACGACGUUGUUAUUCCAUUCAUAGAAUUUACACAGACUGUAACACUCGAGGAAGUAAAUUCCGCCCUGUUACCUGAAUCCACGCACAUGAGCGAUAGCGGACAGAUCAUACAGAUUCCUGAAGUAAAAUUCCCAGAUGCUGUCACUCUUGAGGAGUUGGGCAGAAGCAAGGAAGACCAAGUAGAUGAUGUACAAUUAGAACACAUUUUGUCAAUUGUAAGUAAUGAAUCCUUUGACCUCAACGUAACAGAUGUCGACGCGAGACAUCAUGUGGAGACGUCUGAGAUGAACUGGGAUGAGACGAUAUUUCCUGAUGUGCGGAAAGAAGAAGGAGACGAAUUAACCAGAGAUGUGUAUCUAACUGGGAAUGAGUUUCAAGAAGUGUCAGUAGCUGAGGCAAUAUUUCCUGAUGUGCGAGAAGAAGAAGGAGACGAAUUAACCAGAGAUGUGCAUCUAACUGGGAAUGGGUUUCAAGAAGUGUCAGUAGCUGAGGCAAUAUUUCCUGAUGUGCGAGAAGAAGAAGGAGAUGAAUUAACCAGCGAUGUGCAUCUAACUGGGAAUGGGUUUCAAGAAGUGUCAGUAGCUGAGACAAUAUUUCUCGCCGUUGAGGAAGCCACAGAAGAAGUAUCAAGCAAGGAUGUUGAACAAAGUGUAAAACCCUCUCAAAGUCGCUCAACAGUUGAGAAAAAUUUUCCAGCCGAUGAUGACUUAAACAACAUGGAAUCGGUGACGGAUACUGAGGUAACUGCAAAAGGGUUUCAGGAAUUUUCCGUUGCAGAGAAAAUAUUUCCAGCUAGUGAAGAAGACAUGUGUACAGACUCAAUCAGGGCUGCUGAAUUAACUGUGGAAAACUUUCAGGAAGUUUUCAAGACGAUAUCAGACAGAGUAACGGAUUCGUCGUGUGAUGAACUCAGUAACCAAGGGGGCCUGCAGCUGGUUGUAUCAGAAGAUCAACCAAGUGAGAAAUCAGAUGAAGAAACCUCUAUCAAAGAGGAGAUUGAUGUAUACGAAUUUGAAGUCAAAAUCAUAUACCCAGUGCUUGUGGAAGUGAGUACAGAACUGAACAUUCGUGAUAGCAUGGAAGAGAAUUUGCCCAUUCCUAGCGUAGUUGAAGAGCCUGAGCAAACUACUUCUGUGGCAGAUCAGGUCUCCAUUGAAGAGGACCAGAAACAAAGUGAAAUACUUGUAGGCGAGAGCACUAUAAAAGAAACUGAUGCAAGACCAACAGCUAUGACUAUACAUUCGUGUCAUCCAUCAUUAGAGAAGACUAAUAUUGUUCUGACACGUAUGGAAUUUCCGGAAACUGUAACACUGGAGAGUACAGAUACGUUCGGUUCUAUACCAAGAUCUGAAGCAGUUGCUAAUGAAUCAUGCGUAGACGAUUUAAAACUCAAGCGCAUUUCUCCCAUAAAGAUAAGUGAAGAAUUUGAAGUGGAUGUGGGAUAUCUCAAAAAAUAUGUUCCGGCUGAAACACAUGACGUAUACCUGACUGCGUCGGCACAUUCUCCCGAUGAGAUGACAAUAGAAGAUGCAAACAGAGACGUUGAUCUAACAGUGAAAGGGUUUCAGAACCGCUCAGUUGCCGAGACAAUAUUUGCAGCUGACGACGAAGACAGUGUUGAAACAUUAAGCAAGGAUGUGGAGCUGUCUGCAAGGGGGUUUCAAAAAUUCAUGCGAGCUGAAACAAUAUUUCUAGCUGAUGACGAUAACACACCGGACGAAUCAUGUGAGGAGGACAAGCUCAUAUCAGAAAAACCCCAUGAGCAUUCACUUGGCAAAACAACAUCCGACUCGGACGUAGAGUCAUCAAAUGUCAAAAAGGUAUGUGAAGAAACUACAGCACACUUGGAAGUUUUAGAGGAAAUCACCCCAGAUACCGAUGAUGAGAGGGGUUUAUCCGAAAUUAAAACUACUGCGGCUAAUAAUGGCAUGAUGAAACUGACAAAGACAACAGAAUGCGAAAUAGUGCCUCUUGCCGAGUUAGAUUUUCCAGAUGUGAUUUUCUUAGCUCAGAUCGAGAAUGAAAACAAAAGUGAAUUGACACUAACGAACAGCACAGAAGCCUCAAGACUUGACCUUUGCAUUCCACCAGAAGAUAGCAUUCCUGACACAGAGGGCUCAGCGGAUCAUGCGGCAGUUGCCGUAUUAGGUGAUGCACAGCAAGAACAUAUGCUAGUUCAUAGCAUGGCUGAGGAUUUGCUGCAGGAUUCAUCUUAUGUAUCGCAACAGGUUUCAGAUGACCAAGAACGACAACAGAAUGAGAUCACCCUGGAAAACGAUAAUGUUGUCAACGUUGCUAGCGAGAGAGCAGAGAUGAACCCUACGGAGCUAUCUCGUAUUUCGCUACACAAAACUCAUAUUAGUAUACCAAGUAUCGAGUUCCCAGAUUCAAUAGUAUUGGAAAGAACAGCAACUGUGUCUGCAACCACGCACCCACCACUUUCUGUGAAAAGUAUUGCGACAGCUAAAGCAGAAAACAAGCACUCGCAAGUAGAAGAUGUGCAUGCGCAGCACAUUUUUCCAGCAAGGGUUAACGAACAGUUUGAUGUAGAUGUAAGAGAUCUUGACAAACAUGUUCGUGUGGAAACAUGUGAGAUGCACCUGACUGAUUCUUUACUUUUGCCUGACGAAGAAAUUGCAACAGAAGAUGCAAACGUUGACCUAACAGUGAAAGGGUUUCAGAACCGCUCAGUUGCUGAGACAAUAUUUGCAGCUGAUGACGAAGAAAGUGUUGAAACAUUAAGCAAGGAUGUGGAGCUGUCUGCAAGGGGGUAUCAGGAAUUCACGCGGAUUGAAACAAUAUUUCUAGCUGAUGAAGAUGACACAGCCGACGAAUCAUGUGAGGAUGACAAACUCGUAGCAGGAAAACUCCAGCAACAUUCCCCUGACAAAACUACACCCGACUCGAGCGUGGAGUCAGCAAAGGCAAUACUGAAUCCUAAGGAAGACAUGAAGCCGGAUGCAUUUGGCGAUCAACCAGAUAUGAAAUCAGAUGAAGAGAAGUAUGUUCAAGAGGAGAAGGAUAUCUCUGAAGUUGAAAUGCAACACACGCACCAAUCCCUUGUGGAAGAAAGUGUUGAGCUGAACAUUGACACUACUAACUAUAUCGAUAUAGUAGACCAAAGGGACCUUGGUACACCUGAGACUAAUGUAGUUGACACUGUAGAAGUUGUAGAGACAAAGGCUGUCGAUAUGCAGUACAGGCCAACAGUGUGCGACACGGCUGAGUUUACAUCACUGGCUGCAGAAUGCUCAGCGUCUGUACGAGAAGAGGUCGACAUGGCAAAUACGUUGACGAUAAGGGAAUGUGAUAUAUUUCUUCCUUCGUUCACUGAUCAAGAUACAGAACAUACGGUCAGAAGUGUUACUGCCACUUCACCAGAUCAGGUUGAUCUACACACUGAGACUGAAGUGGCAUUUGAAAGCCUUGCCAUCCCUCAACAUGCAUCCGAAAGCUAUGAUGUCUCUCUCAGGCAUUUGGAAGCUACAUUCAAGGAUGCUGACCCCGAAACCUAUAGCGUAGAAAAGAUAUGUGGAACUGAUAUCAGUGAGAGUGAGAAUCAAACAUAUAUCAAUUUGGAUAUAGAACGUGAAACACCCAGAACAACAUUUGAUGCCAAACCUGUCCAAAGUUAUCCCCCUGAAGCAGAACUGGAUUUCAAGAGUAUAAAAACUGAAGAUUCUGUGAGCACAGGUUUGAAAUCUGGAAGUGAUACCAGUGCACCAAAGUCUAGGACUUCUGAUCUACAAGUCAUAGCAGGGAAAAGCUUAGAUUCAGCUUCUGAAUCUAACGUAAAAUCAGUCGAAGCACCAUACCUACUUAUCGGGGAGAUGGAUGAGGCAUGGGAUGUGGCAUUGGGUGACAAUAUCGGUUCAGUGGAGACAUCAGAGCAUGCUAGCAAAGAAGACAACUUAAGUGUAGAAUCACAUCACGAUUAUGAUCAGCAACCAACUGUGAAAUGUGUAGAUGUGUGUGGAACACCAAAACCGCUGUUAGAGCCCAUACAUCCGCCCAUAGAAGAGAAGGUAGAAGAAUAUCUGGCAAUUCUCAAGCCUGAUAACGGUGCUAUCGUGCAUGAAUACAUUAGCAUAGCUGAUUCAUUUCACGUAACACGUCAGCAAGAAACCGUGGAGUAUGAAAACAGAGAAACUGACAUACUGCUGCGUGAGUCAACAGACAUUGUGAUGAAAAUGCAACAGACAGAUGAAAUACAUCCUAAGGGAAAUGAAAGUGUAGACACUGGAGUCCAUGAUAUUCCCAGAGAUGAAAACAAAUUGGAAACACUAGAUGAAAGUAAAGUGAAAAACCUCAGCCGUAUAGUUACUGUCAUUUCUCAAACUAAUCUCAUAGAAACAAUAUUUCCGGUCGAACUGAACGCUGAACUCUUAGACUCUGAAGUUGAGGUGGAACCACGUACACCAAACCCGACUGCAGUAAAUCAAGUAGAUAGUACGAGCAUUGAGACGAGAAUGCCUGACCAGAUUGCGGAAUGUAGCAGUGAUCUACUGUUACCACACAACGAAGGGAAGACGUGCAUGAACACCGAAUCAAAGGAUGCUGAGUCAGACGUAACUGUUGUUCAAGAUGAGUUGAUAGCCAGUUCGCAGCAAAUCUGCCAAGCUGAAGUUUCUGCAGGAAGUUUUCUUGCCGCAUCAGAUGAACGUGAGUCGAUUGGAGAAACUGCGUUUGUCGUUAUUGGGAUCAAAGAGUUGUCAUCGCAGGCGCUUGAAGUGGCCAUUGUCCCUGAGUCACCCACAGAGACCCCAGAAGACGAAAUAGCGCUACAACCAGAUUCUAGUACAGUAGACACACUGUUGAGCACUACCACACAGCCUUCAGUAACUGAGCUGGAAAGUUUCAUGGAACCUGAAAUAUAUCAGUAUUCGAUAGAGGAUGUAAUUUCAAAAGCUGUUGAGUCAUUUGUAUCUACAGGAGACAAGUGUUCACAAUCCAGUCUUUUCGCAAGACUACUAAAGCAUUCGGAAGAAAAGAAAAAGGAAGCUGAUACAACCGUAUUACCUUCGGAUGUAUGCGUGCUUCAGGAUGAUCAAGCUUUACAUACGGAUAAAGAUAAAACAGAUAGCACACCUGACGCAGAUAUACAUGAGCAUGUGGAGAGCCGUGAUGACGUUAACGAUGGAAAUCAUACAUUACCAGACAACGGAAUAGCCCCGAUUCAAGAAACAGUUGUAGUGGAGAAGCAAUCGGAGAUAACUGUUCAGGCCUCGUUGGGAAGUGGUACAAAUGCACGCGAUGAUCAACUAAAUGAUGCUGCUUCGGAUGACUCUGACGAUAUGCCUAUAGAGGCUAAAGAGAGACUACAAGACCAGGUGCAAGGCACGACGGUUCAUAUGAUUUCAGAGCAACUAGUUGCAAAUCACACCCUGGAAUCAUUACUGCUCACAAUGGAUGGAGAUGCGUUUGACCAGUUGUACAAUCGGAUAGUGGUGGAAGAAGAGUUCAGUACUGACAUGCCCGCUGGCAGUGGCACAUGCUGCCCACCAUACCCACCACCUUUGCUUGAUGACGAUGAUGAUGAAUAUCAACCAAUGUAUGAAGACGAUAUCCCAGCCUCUGAACGUACAGAAAUCCUUACUGCUGGCAUUCAGGAAGAGGAGUUCGCAGCAGAUAUUUCCGACAUUAGAACUGGAUUACGCAUGGGCAAAUGCUUCAGUGACAAAUUGGACACAAUACACGAACAAGCAGAAGUGUCCGACGAUGCCUCUAGUAGCAGUCAAGAGUUGACGAUACUAACGCAUGUCACUGUAGACGUGGAAAAGAUGAUAGAUUUUGGUGACAGUGCAGAGCAUAGCGAGGCAGAAUCUCAGUCGUCGACCGCUGAGGUAUCAUACAUGCUACCACACUUAUCUGAGUAUGAUGUUGUGUUUGAGGUCGACGAUGAGGUGAGACAGGAGGUUGUUUCCAGAACACUGACUGUGUAUGAAAGCAGUAUUGGAACGUCAUCGGAAGAAGACCUCAGUAGUACUCAUGAUGACAUUACUGUUCAAGUUGAAGAGAACAGCCUCGCUCAAACACAAAUCAAGGACCUUUGUGAGACGAUUGAGGUGUUUGUUGACAAUACGACGAGCGAGGAGGACACGUGGCGUAGGACACAAUCGGAAUCAGAAGAGGAUCCACCAUUUUUCCGCGAUGAGACACCGGUCCCUAUAGAAGGUCACGCGUAUGCGAUUAUUAUUGAUGAUGAUCAAGAGUGUGGGGAUACCAGUAGCGUGACUAGCGAAACUAAGAGUCCAGCUUGGGAUGAGCUCAGUCAGAUGAGCCUUGUUUCUUACGAAGAUGAACCAAGACACUUGACAGGGCAUUCUAGGGAAAACCUGUUGAAUUUGAGUUUCGAGUUGGAAACAGAAACAGUAGAAAAGACUGAGAGUGAGGUAAAUCACGUAAGUGAUAACAUUACCACGUUGCCCGACCCUCUCGAGAAAUCAUCAUGCACAGAACCAGAUCACGAGUCGGACUCUUCAGGCAGUAUGAAGGAAACGUCUACCAGUAAUGUCGAAAUUGCUGACAUAUUGUCUGACAUUCAAACAGAAGAGCUAAAGAUUCUGGCAGGAAAUGAUCUCACAGGAUUCUGCCCAACUGUGGACACGUAUAGUUCAGUUCACUCACACACUCAAUAUACAUUAGGUGUCGUACAGUCUGUUGCAGUAGAACUUUCUCCCACUGAACAAGAGCUAACAGGAGUUGAUAACCUCGAUGGUAAGCUGGCAGGUGAAAGCACCACAUUACAAACUACAGUGGGGAAAGAAGAGGCUCGUGACCCAACAACGGUUUGUGACUCUGAUUCCCGGACAUUGGAGAAUACAAGCUUAUCUCAGUCGAAUACCGAAAUAACACUUUUUGCAGUGUUACCCAAAGAUGAAUUUUUCCACGCUACGGAAACAACGCUCUCAACAAGGGAUCCGGCUGUUGUAGAUAUAUCCCUUAGUAAUACACAGACACCUCAUUCUGUGGACCGUUUAGCAGCUUCAGCGCAUGUAGAAAAACGUGCAGUCCUCCCGGGAGCACAUGAAGAGAGACAUGUACAAGCACAAAUGUUGGUGAAACAUGACGAGGAGACGGCAAGUGUCAGUUAUGAAAUGAAAACACACACAGAGGAAUACCACGUCGCCUUCUUUAAACGCUCAUAUGACGAGAUGUCAGCCCAUAAAUCAUUCAAGAAAAAACGAGAAAAUGUAAAGCGCAAGAAACCAUUUACAGAUUCUACUGAAAGCAUCACUGAUGAUAGAGAUAAAAUGCCGUACACUGACAUAGCGUCAUCAUCAGAGACACUUAUUGACGAGCAUUUCAUUGAAGCCUGGCAAUCAACGGAUACCCUUGUCGAGGAGCCAGGCAUUGUAGCAGUAUCAUCUAUUGACAGUGCCACACCUGUAAUAGACUACCACCCUGAAGGAAAUGUGGAAUACCAUAUCAUGGAUCCUCAAGAUGAUUAUGUUGGUGUAGCGGAAAGCUCCUCAGAUUCUGAAUUUUCAAUAACAGAGUAUGAACAUGAGCCUAGAGUGUUUAGAGCAAAAUCUAAAACCGUGGAAGUAUCAGUAAUCAGAUCUGAGCCUCCAGUUGAACAGCAGGCCCCUCCAAAGGCAAAGUCCGGAUUUACGAAAGUCCUCGAUAAACUCGUAAACUGGAGCAGAGCUUCACCAGACAUACACGAACCAGAUGUACAGCAACUACCGCCAGAUGUUGUAGACACUACUCAUCCUCAUGGAAACGAAGGUGAUCCGAAUGACGAAAUUGAAACAAUCGAUUGGGACAAACGAGAUGAAAAUGCUGUUGAAUCGGAAAGACUGUCACUUCUGUCUGAAUCACCAAUAUCAUUUUUCAAUGCGUCAUGUGGCAGCACUUCAGAUUCCGAAGAAAAAGACAUGUCAGAUUCAGAAUAUAGCCCUCACACAGAUAGAACGACAAAACGAGGAGUUUCAUUUGGAAGGACGGUUGUAUUUGAGAUACCCCACCGAGACGACGAGUCGUACCUUGUUGAAAGAAAAAGAGAGGUUCUUAGAAUCAGCCACUUUGACGCAAUAAAAGUCAUGCAACAGUUUCCACAUGACCGCCGCUCCCGACUGACACGAGCUGCUUCACAGGAGCUUGGAGACAUUAUUGCAAUCAAGACACCCACAGCAGAAGGCAGUGAGGACGAAAUAGGCUUUGUUGAUGCUAGCAGUGACGAGGAAACAGUCAUUAAGGCACCGAUCUAUGUUGAGAGGGCUUACUUUGCCCCUCUUGCGGUUGAUGAAGGCCUCAGUGAUUACACCACUAGUGAUUACAGUGAUGUGGAGCCGGAAGUAAAAAUGGCACCGAAGCCCAUUAGCAUGUACGUUCCUGCUGAGCAUGCGCAGGAAGUUGUAGAGAAAGAAUAUGCCCUCAGGCGAGCGAGUUAUGAGCAACUAGAUGAAUCUGCUAAUGACUCUGAUGCAUCUACUGUAGAUGGCAGUGACUACGUAGCCAUCAUGUUAGAUGGAAAUGCAAUGCAUGCUGAGGAUGCGGUGCCGUCAGAUAUCGAAAACACAUCUGACUCUGGUCAACGCACACCAACUCCAGAUGAUGCUGUUCCCGUGGAAGCUGUAGAGGUGAAUACCAUCGAAGAAGCUAUGGAUAGAGGUGAUGAGUUUAUCAUGUUUUCCUCCAAUGAUCAGGAACGUCCUCGUGUCUUGAGUAUCGCUGAACUAGAGAGUCCGGCACGUACAGCUGAGGAUAGUCCAUGUGAAGCAGUAGAAAGUGGGCUAGUAUUCACCCCUACUGAUGACCGUCAGAACGGUCAUGAUAAAACUCAAGAGGAGGAGUUGCUGCUCAACAAUUUUGAAAGUUGCAUAACUGUUGACAAGAGUUAUGCACCUGUCGCAUUGGAGGCACACGUAGGUGUAACGAUCUCGGUUACUGACGAUGCCUACUCUGACAUUCUAGCAAUCAUGGACAGCAUUAUAGAAAGUGCACUCAGCAACACAACAACACCCACUCACGCCAGAUCACUUGAAGAAGAUGGGAAUGCACAAACAAGCAGACAUAUAGCUGAUAGUACAGACGUAAACGAAGAGGAUGUGUGUCAACAGCCCGAUGCAGCUGCUUCAGUUAGAGCUGACAUGGAAGAGCAUGCACAUCUUGAAAAGCCACCAGUGCUGAAUGAACCAAUUACAAUACAAAGUGGAGAACUGGAAGUGGCCUGUGUAUCUUAUGAUGAGAGUAGUAUGGAAAUGAAACUGCAACUACCUGAUGAGGACGAUGCCAUUGUAAGAGAGGUUUUGAGCGGGUUAAUAGCCUCCGUUGUUGAGGGGACUGACAAGCUCGACAACCUUGUGCUAGCCACAUUAAAAGCAGAAGUAGAUGUACCGGUCUCACACGAGGAUAACAACGAUGCCUACUGUGACAUGUUAGCAGUCCUAGACAGCAUCAUGGAAAGUGCCCUCAGCAACACAACAACACCCACUGACACCAAAUCACGUGAAGUAUGCAUGAGAACGCACACGAAUGUAUAUAUAACUGACAGUGAAGAGAUUAAAGAGCCUCAUCAGCCCACUGAAACUGUAUCCAACGCAGAUCCUUCAUUGAGUAUUGAUGUGGAAGGUCAUGCAUGUCCUGGAACGCCACCAGUGAUAAAUGAGGCAACUGCAGUACAGAGUAGGGUUGUGGAGGUGGUAUCUAGAUCAUACGAUGAUAGUCAUGUAGAAAUCAUACUACAGUCACCUGGUCAGGAUGAUCUCGUUGUGAGGGAGGUUUUAAAUGAGUUAAUAGCUUCGGUUAUUGAGGGCAUUGCCAAACCUGACGAGAAUACACUAACGGUCAGCAUUGAGGAAAGUGCAAGGCAGGAUCUCCCGGAUGCACAUUUUAAGGAUGCUUACGAUGAUAUGGACGUUGCGUCAGUAGUCAAGGAUGCAUGCGUGGGUAUAAUAGACGAUAUGCUGAAGUUCGUUAUGGAUCCCCUGAGUGAUGUGAAGCUAGAAUCGUUAACUCACCUGCCAACAUGUGAUGAAACUGGUUCACGCAUAGAGGAUGGAAGCAUAAAGACAGAAGUUGCAAGAACUCAUAUGGCACCAGUAAAACAUGCAGAUGCAGAGCCAGAAAACGUUCCUGCAGAGGAUGAUGGCAUAUUCUGUGAACAAACGUCUAUGGAAACUAAGAUAACAGCACCUGCUUCGUUACCAAUUCGGAGACCAGUGGCAUUUGAGAUCAAUUUCAAAACAUUGAAUUCAAGUCCCGUAUGUAAAGUGAACGCAGACGAUGAGACGAGUCCGUCAGCAGUUCAACAUCAAACCGAGGUGUUGUCCGAUGCCGCCGUGACACAUGAUCCAACGUUGAAGACAGAUCACGAAAGAAAUCUGUGCACUGUGGAAGAUGCGUCUUCAACACCAACUGUGCCAGAUUCACCAUCUGAUGUAAAAUCACAGUUCCUUGUUGACGAAUUCUCAGUGUCGUCACAUCCCAGUCCUAAACGGCACGUGUACCACACCCAUCCGAGAGCAAGGUAUUCGAAAUUUUUCCACAUUGAUCUUGAGGAAGCCGACAAUCUGAAUAGGACUCCGACGUUACAUGAAUCUUCUACUCGAAGCUUACCUAAUUCCUCAUCCAAGGAAAGGCAUUUCAGUGGUAAGAAACUCUUGUUUGAUAAGAUUGCUCCUUAUCAGUUCCAUCCAGAUGAUGGCGCAGAAAGUGCAAUUCCACAAGCCUCAUGUGUUGAUCGACCACCUAUUCAAAGCAUCAGUGUACAUAGCAGUCCAUUGUCUAACUCCUCACAGAGGUUGUAUACCCACCCAAGCUCAUUCAGUGGAAACAAAAUUCCAGUGUCACCAUCAAAGAAGAAACCUCAUUUUCGGCCAUCUGUGAAAACUAUCAAGCGUUCGCAGCCUCAAAUUUCUGAAGGAACGUUGCCUUCAUCGAAUGAAGUGGCUAGUUCUAGUGAACACGUCACUAAAAAGCUGAAGCAUGAUCUAUCAAGAGCAACAGGCCCAUCGUUGAAUCCUAGUGAGAGCUCAGGUGCGCCUGAAUUCAUUGUGAUCGGAGAAUGGGACAAUGAAUAUUCUGAAGCUGAAAUUGAACAACAGGUGGGAGAAGCCGUUGAGGACAUAUUGAAUACAAUAACAGAGGAGGAGGAACCAGCAGAGACAACCCCGAUAAGCGAAUCCGUUGCAGCGUGGUUUAAUAUGCAUGUUGACAGUCAUUCUGCGGAAGCCUGCCUGUCACCGAUUAUAGAGGAACCAAUACUAGAUGCCCACAGUCCAAAGCCUGAUAAUGAUUCCUGGGAUUUCACGGAUUCCCCUGCACCCGCAAAUCAACGCAGCAAAUCUCAAAUAUCUGCACACGUAGCAAAACCAGCCGGGAAAGGAUUCAAGUACUAUGACGUUGUAAAAAGGAAAUCGAAAUCGAGGCCAAAACUGACACAUGACCUGUUCACAUCACCUGUGAUAGACACCCUUAUUAGUGAUGUAUCAAAUUCUAACGUGAUGCAGAGUGAGCCAUCUCCAGUAGACUCCUCAGGAUUAGGAUCACAAACCUCAUCUGCGACAGAUCCCACUAUACCUGUAGGUGGUGUAGAUGGUAUGGACACGUCUGUUCCAGAUGUGUCCGAGCUCCUACGUUCACCAAGGAUUGUUAAGUCACUAACCUACACGCCGUUGCAUGAUAGUGGAAGUUUCAACCUGAAUUGUGAAAUUUCCGGCAAAAGGUUGACAGUGCAUUGGUAUGGCGAUGGAGUUUUGUUGCAUGAGUCUGAAGUGGGAGAAGAAGAUGUGCAUGUCCUCAACAUAACCCAGCCUGUGCAUGAAACAGACAAUUCCGAGGUCUUGUACACUGUAAAGGCAGAGAACUUGGCAGGCUGCAUCGCAACACAGACAACAAUGCAUGCUUCUGAUGAUGACACAGCCGAGGAUAAAACUGAAGAUGAAGAAGAAGGAUUAAGGCCGACCUUUACUUUAAAACCGAAGAAGAAGACGGUGAAGGAGCACUCCACGACUGAGUUCAAGUCAUGUUUCAUUGCAAACCCAAGGCCUACGGUCACAUGGUUCUUCGAGGAAACUAAAAUUGUCGAGACGGAGAGGGUAAAAGUGUCUCUCUACCCGGAUGUUCACAUGUACACCUCCAUCUUGCGUAUUGAGAAGAUCACUACCAAAGACGUGGGAAAGUACACAAUUGUCGUGGAGAAUGAAAUUGGCAAGAUUAGUGCUACAGGAUCCAUCAAAUUACAAGAAGAGGUAGAGGAGGGCGAGGCACCAUACUUCAUCACCACGAUGUCGUCAACCGUCACACAAGAAGGCAGCACAGUCACAUUUGAUUGUCAGGUGGCAGGCAAACCCCGACCAGAAAUUACUAUACUGAAGGACGAACAGGACAUUGUGCCAUCUGAAAAGUUAUCCGUUGAAUACCAGGAUGAUGGAACAGUGUACUUUACAAUCAAGGAGGUGACACUAGAUGAUGAUGCUCCUUAUACGUGCCGAGCAACCAACCAGUUUGGUACAGUUAUGUGUACAGCUGAGCUCAUCACUGAGCCAGUGAAAGAGGCACCAAUGGUUAUCCAACCUCUGAGAGAUCAGAAGGUCACCCAGGAAACCGAUGCCAAGUUCAUGAGCACAGUCACAGGAUUGCCAAAGCCAACAAUUAUGUGGCUGAAGGAGGAGACAAAGUUGCAGCCAAGUGACAAAUAUCAUAUCUAUGAAGAUGAUGACACAGAGAUUUUGGAGAUUUCAAAGUGCACCCCUGAAGACAUUGCCAAAUACACACUGGUGGCAGAGAACACAGCUGGAGAGGCCACAACAGUUGCCAAUUUGGACGUAGUUGCACCAGAAGAAGCACCAGAGAAAAAGAAAAAGAAGAAGAAGAAGGAGAAGGUUCCUCCUGGUACCCCACCAGAGUUCAUUAUUCCCUUGGAGGCGCAGCUUGUGCCAAUACAUCAGCCUACAGUAUUCAAGUGCCAAGUAACCGGAGAACCGAUCCCCCAGGUUACGUGGGAGUACAAUGGCGUACCAAUUACUGAGGAUGAGAAACACCAAAUCUUCUACAACCCAGAGGAAGAUAUGCAUUACCUCACCAUUCCUGACUCGGUCUUCCCCGAUUCUGGCAAAUACAGUGCUGUGGCGACAAAUGACUUUGGCAAGGCGAUCUGCACUGCUGAGAUGCUUGUUGAAGGAGUUCCACCAAAGUUUGUGGUUUUGCCGGAUGCAAUGCUGAGACCAGUGCAUGAAACAGCACCAUUCAAGUGCAAGGUGACAGGAGAGCCAACACCUGAGGUAACGUGGCUGUAUAAUGGUGUGCCUGUGGAAGAGGACGACAGACACAAGCUGUAUCACUCACCAGAAGAAGAUAUUCACCACCUUGACAUCACGGAUACCACAUUAGAUGACAGCGGCAACUAUACUGCUGUAGCGAAGAACAAGUUUGGCACAGCCAAGUGCACCGCAGAACUUGUUAUCGAGGGUAUUCCACCGAAGUUCACUGUGCUGCCGGAAGCAAAACUGGCACCAAUCACACAGCCAGCUACACUCACGUGCAGAGUGACUGGAAUUCCUGUACCGGAUGUCAGCUACGAAUACAACGGUACGCCGUUGCAGCCCGACGAGAGACACCAAGUGAGAUACGUCCCAGAGGAAGAUCUACACUACCUCACCAUUCCCGAAACCAUCCUAGAAGACAGUGGCGACUAUACAAUCAUCGCCAAGAACAAAUUUGGAACGGCCAAAGUCACUGCAGAGCUUCUCGUGGAAGGUGUAGCGCCAGUGUUUGUGGUAUUACCAGAGGCAAUGCUCGUACCAUUCAAUGAGGAUAUCCCACUGAAAUGCCGAGUGACAGGAGUUCCACAACCAGAAGUAACAUGGGAGUACAACAAAAUGCCGAUUCAUCCAGAUGAAAGGUAUCAGGUGUAUUACUCACCUGAAAAAGACCUGCAUCAUUUGACAAUAAAGAAGUCUGACCUACCAGACAGUGGUAACUACACUGCAGUGGCCAAAAACCGCUUCGGCACUGCCAAGUGCACUGCUGAAAUUGUGGUCGAAGGUCGCUCACCAAAGUUUGUGGUUCCUCUGGACGCUAUGGUAGUACCAAUUGGUAAGGAGGUGCCACUAAAGUGCAAGGUGACUGGUUUACCUAGACCAGAGGUGACAUGGGAGUACAAUGGUGUUCCUCUCAUAGAAGAUGAGAAACAUGUGACUAGCUAUACGCCAGAGGAUGACACGCACCAUCUGACAAUCACAGAGGCCAUAUUGCCUGACAGCGGAAGGUACACAGCAGUAGCCAAAAAUCAAUUUGGAACAGCAAAGUGCACUGCUGAGGUGCUUAUGGAAGGUGUUCCACCACAGUUUGUCAUUCCUCUGGAGCCGAUGCUUGUUGGAUACAAUGACGACACUGUGCUGAAGUGUCAGGUGACAGGCGAACCUAAACCGAGUGUCGAGUGGCUGUUUAAUGGUGUACCCAUUGAGGAAGACGAUUGCCACAAGAUCACGUACGUACCAGAGAAUGAUACUCAUCAGCUGACCAUCACCCAGACAACACCACUCGACUCUGGGAUGUAUACUGCUGUGGCAAAGAACGACUUUGGAAGGUCUAUCUGCACUGUUGAGCUGCUUGUGGAAGAAUUCGAGGAAAUUAAGGUUGAAGAAACAGAAGAGGUGAAGGUUGAAAGGAGGAAAAAACGAAAAGAAAAGAAAAUCAAAAAGGGUUCAGCACCACAGUUUAUUGUGCCCCUGGAAGGCUUUGCUGUCACUCAGGACAUGACCGUACCCUUUAAGUGCAAGGUCAUCGGUGAACCCAAGCCAGAGGUAACGUGGCUGUUUAAUGGCGAACCAUUCAGUCCAGAUGAGAGACACACUGUGACUUACGUGGAAGAAGAUGACACGCAUUAUCUGACCAUCAUGGAAGUAAAACCUGAAGACAUGGGCAGAUACACAGUUGUUGCAAGGAACGAGUUUGGCGAGUCAGUCUGCACUGCAGAGCUCAUUGUUGAAAAGCCUAAAGAAGAGCAGGUCCCUCCUACAUUUGUAAAGAAACCCAAGUCUCAACAAGUGAGAGAGAAUGAGACGGUUACCUUCAGCUGCGAGAUCACUGGCAAGCCUCACCCAGAAGUCGUGUGGACGUUCAACGACAUGGUCCUCACUGCAUCCGAACACGUCACCAUCACCAGAGUGGAAACAAUUUACACUGUGACAAUCACAAAGGUGAAGCGAAUGGUUCAUCAGGGUCAUUAUACUGUUACGGCAAAGAACCCUAGUGGCACUUCCGUUUGCACUGCUGAGCUUACUGUUGAAGAAGAACCUCUCAUCAUUCCUUUUGAGGAAACAAAGGCUCCCGAAUUCAAGGACAAGUUCAACUCGAUGGUUGUUCAUGAUGGCAGCACAGUUACGUUCAGAGCUGUCCUCUCUGGUACUCCCAAACCAGUUGUAAAGUGGUAUAAAGACAAUGAAGAGAUUAGAGAGCACAAGGACAUACGGGUUACAUACGAGGAUAACCUUGCUAAACUAGAAAUCCUUGAGGUGUUUCCAGAAGACACUGGAGUGUAUCGCUGUGUGGCUACUAAUGAACUGGGCACUGCAGAAUGUGUUGCUGUUCUAACUGUGGAAGUGACCGUUAUGUCUGUGUCAGAACACAUAUCUGAAGAAAUACUGGUUCCCUCUAUUGUGGAAGAGGAAAUUAUACCAGAAGAGGAAAUGCCAGGAAUCAAAGAAAUUCAGGAAGAAGUCAUUGAGACUACACAGGUUGUAAAGAAGAAGAAGAAAAAGAAGGAGAAAGUAGAAAAGCAAAUCACAGAGAUGACAUUUGAGGUAGAAAAGCCAGAUGAGCACACAGAGACAGUAGAAAGUGUGACUCUGGACAUUCAACGCAAAGAUCAUGUUGAAACAACAGAAAAGCAAGCAAUAGUUCCUCAACAAACAACAGAAACAGAAAUUGUCCUUGAAGCUGGAAAGCCGGUAGAGAUUGAAGGAAUGCCAGAAGAGAUUGUGAAGGAAGCAGAUAAGCCAAAAGAGCAUGUGACAGAAGCUGAGCUGAUCUUGCAGCGCACUGAUGUGGUGGAAGAAAUAGUGGAAGCAGUUACUGAGAAACCUAAGAAAAAGAAGAAGAAGCCUAAGGAAGAGGCGCCAGUAGAGGAGGUUGUUCCUGUAGAGGAAAUUCCUGUAGAAGAGGUUCAUGAAGAAAGGGUAGAGAUGGUGAUAGAGUUUGAACAACCAGAAGAAACUCCCGAGGAGAUUCCUCAACCUGAACUGGUGCCUCAGCCAGAGGAGAUCAUUGAAGAAGAGGUUCCGGAAGAGCGUGUUGAAAUGGUUAUAGAGUUCACAAAACCAGAGGAGGUUGUGGAGGAAGUUACUGAGAAACCUAAGAAAAAGAAGAAGAAGAAGCCUAAGGAAGAGGUGCCAGUAGAGGAGGUUGUUCCGGUAGAGGAAAUUCUUGUAGAGGAGGUUCAUGAAGAGAGGGUAGAGAUGGUGAUAGAGGUUGAACAACCAGAAGAAACUUCCGAGGAGAUUCCUCAACCUGAACUGGUGCCUCAGCCAGAGGAGGUCAUUGAAGAAGAGGAAGUACAUGAAGAACGUGUUGAGAUGGUUAUAGAAUUCACAACACCAGAGGAAGUUGUGGAGGAAGUUACUGAGAAGCCUAAGAAGAAGAAGAAGAAGCCUAAGGAAGAGGUGCCAGUAGAGGAGGUUGUUCCGGUAGUGGAAACUCCUGUAGAGGAAAUUCCUGUAGAGGAGGUUUAUGAAGAGAGGGUUGAGAUGGUGAUAGAAGUUGAACAACCAGAAGAAACUCCCGAGGAGAUUCUUCAACCUGAACUGGUGCCUCAGCCAGAGGAGGUCAUUGAAGAAGAGGAAGUACAUGAAGAACGUGUUGAGAUGGUUAUAGAGUUCACAACACCAGAGGAAGUUGUGGAGGAAGUUAUUGAGAAACGUACGAAAAAGAAGAAAAAGAAGAAGCCAAAGGAUGAGGCACCAGUAGAGGAGGUUAUAACUGUAGAGGAAACUCUUGUAGAGGAAGUUCUUGAAGAGAAGGUUGAGAUGGUGAUAGAGGUUGAACAACCAGAAGAAUCUCCUGAGGAGAUUCCUCAACCUGAACUGGUGCCUCAGCCAGAGGAAGUCAUUGAAGUAGAGGAAGUACAUGAAGAACGUGUUGAAAUGGUUAUAGAAUUCACAAAAACAGAGGAAGUUGUGGAGGAAGUUACUGAGAAGCCUAAGAAGCCUAAGAAGAAGAAGAAGCCUAAGGAAGAGGUGCCAGUAGAGGAGGUUGUUACGGUAGAGGAAAUUCCUGUAGAAGAGGUUCUUGAAGAGACGGUUGAGAUGGUGAUAGAAGUUGAACAACCAGAAGAAACUCCUGAGGAGAUUCCUCAACCUGAACUGGUGCUUCAGCCAGAGGAAGUCAUUGAAGUAGAGGAAGUACAUGAAGAACGUGUUGAGAUGGUUAUAGAGUUCACAAAACCAGAGGAAGUUGUGGAGGAAGAAAUAGUCGUGGACACAACGAAGGUAGUGAAAAAGAAAAAGAAGAGGACCACGAAAGAAAUAGCCGAGAUAACACUUGAAGAACCAAAAGAGGAAGUGCCUGAAGAAGUGACAGUCAUAACAGAAGAGGAGGUCCCUGCAGAGGAAGAGGAUGUUCCAGUAACUAUUGAAACAUCAAUGGCAGAAAUUACUAUUACUAAAAAGGUUGAAGAAAUAGAACAUAAGAAAGCUGCAAUGAUGAUCACAGAAGUAACUGAAGAGGAAGUUACUGAGGAGGAAGUGGGCUUUCAGAGGCAGCCUAUUAUAGAGUUGCCGAGUGACAUCAGAGUGGUUCCAAUUCACAUGGAAACCUCAGUGACAUUCGAAGAGGUCCCUAGUGAUGAUAUACCUGAAGAAGUUACAGAAGUGCUAGAGGAAGAGGAAGUCAUUGAAGAAGUCCAACCAGAGGAAACCCCAGAGGAGGCUCCUAAACUAACACCAAUGCCUGAUGUUACCAAACCUGAGGGUGAAGAGGUUCGCUUCACAACUCACGUAACGGGCUACCCAACUCCAACUAUUAGAUGGUUUGUAGAAACCAUUGAGUUGCAGCCAUCAAAAGACUUUGUCAUCAAAUUUGAGGACAAUGUAGCUACACUUGUGAUCACUCACGUGUACCCAGUUGAUCAGGGAACCUACUACUGCACGGCCCAUAACACAGUUGGAGAAGACACUGUGUUCGCCAAACUUUUUGUGCCAAUUGAAGAAAUUACUGAAACGGUUGAAGAGUUAAUUGUAGAUGAAGUUACUCAUGAGAGAGUGAUAAGUGAGGAAGGCCUCGAACCUGUUACCAUUGAAAUCUCGGAGUUGAAGCCAAACGAAGAAGAAAUUGUGGUUGAGACCAAGGUGACGAAGAAAAGGAAGAAGAAGCCAAAGGUGGUAACAAAAGAAGAAGAUGAAUUGCAUGUGGAGGCAGUAGAACCUGUCGAGGAAGUUGAAGAGACAAUAGAGGAGUUUGUAACAACAGAAGUUGUGGAGUUCAAAACUGAGGAAGAGGGUCCUGAGGAAACCGAAACCCAUAUCACUGAGACAAUAAUUGAAAUGACACCAGAAGGACCUGAAGAAAUUCCUAUUGAGGAGAUUGAAGAGGCACCAGAAGAGGAGGCACCAAAAGAAGUAAUUUUAGAAGUAGUACAGGAGCAAAAGGAAGAGGUUUCAGAGGAAAUUGUGGUUGAGACCAAGGUGACGAAGAAAAGGAAGAAGAAGCCAAAGGUGGUAACAAAAGAAGAAGAUGAGUUGCAUGUGGAGGCAGUAGAACCUGUUGAGGAAGUUGAAGAGACAAUAGAGGAGUUUGUAACAACAGAAGUUGUGGAGUUCAAAACUGAGGAAGAAGUUCCUGAAGAAACCGAAAGCCAUAUCACUGAGACAAUAAUUGAAAUGACACCAGAAGGACCAGAAGAAGUAGAAAUCACAAAGGUGAUUAGCAAAAAGAAGAAAAAGAAGAAGCCCAAGAAACCAGAAGAUGAAGCACCAAAGUUAACGCCUAUGACUGACAUUACCAGGAAUGAAGCUGAUGUGGCUCGAUUUACUACGCAAGUUACUGGCUAUCCAAGACCCACUAUCAAAUGGUUUGUAGAAACCAUAGAGUUGCAGCCAUCCAAGGACUUUGUCAUUACGUACGAGGAAAAUACUGCUACCUUAGAGAUCAUUCACGUCUAUUCCGAUGACCAGGGAACCUAUUGGUGUAAAGCUGAAAACCCUGUUGGGGAGGAUACGGCAUCUGCAUCCUUGUUUGUGCCAAUUGAUGAUAUUGUCGAAGUUGAGGAAGAAGAGGACAAACUCCACCCUGAAGUUGUUGAAAAGAAGAAGAAAAAGAAAAAGCCAAAGAAACCUGAAGAAGUCCCGGUUGAGGAAGUCGAAGAGGCACCAGAGGAGGAGGCUCCUGAGGAGAUCACACUUGAGGUUGUUCAACUGGAAGAAGAGCAACCAGAAGAAGUAAUAGUUGAGUCGAAGGUCACUAAAAAGCGACGCAAAAAGAAGAAACCAAAAGAGCGCACUGAGGAGGAAUUGCAGCUUGAGGUGGUAGAGCCUGUCGAAGAAGAACAGGAAACAGUUGAAGAAGAGUUCAUUACACAAGAAGUCAUUGAACUCACCGCGGAGGAAGAGAUCACGGAAGACAUUGUUGUUGAAAUUGUUGAGGAAGUGACUCCAGAAGGGAUUGAAGAGGUUGAGAUCACCAGAGUUGUGAAAAAGAAAAGGAAGAAGCCUAAGAAACCCAAAGAAGUCCCAGUUGAGGAGGUGGAAGAGGUACCAGAAGAGGAGGCUCCUGAGGAGAUCACACUGGAGGUUGUUCAACUGGAAGAGGAGAAACUAGAAGAAGUGAUAGUUGAGUCGAAGGUUACUAAAAAGAGGCGUAAAAAGAAGAAGCCCAAAGAUCUCACUGAAGAAGAAAUACAACUAGAGAUGGUUCAACCUGUCGAAGAAGUGGAAGAGACUGUCGAAGAAGAGUUUGUCACUCAAGAGGUUAUUGAGCUCAAGCCGGAGGAAGAAAUCACCGAGGAAAUAGUCGUUGAAAUAGUUGAAGAAGAGACUCCAGAAGGAAUUGAAGAGGUUGAGAUCACGAGGGUUGUCAAGAAGAAGACCAAGAAGACAAAGAAGCCUAAGGUUGAAAUUCCUGUUGAGGAAGUUGUGGAAGUCCCAGUUGAAGAAGCUCCUGAGGAAGUCAUUCUUGAGAUUGUAGAAGAGGUUCCUGAGGAGGCAGUCGAAGUUAUUGAAAAGAAGAAGAAGAAGAAAAAGCCAAAGAAACCUGAAGAAGUCCCGGUUGAGGAGGUUGAAGAGGCACCAGAGGAGGAGGCUCCUGAGGAGAUCACACUUGAGGUUGUUCAACUGGAAGAGGAGAAACUAGAAGAAGUGAUAGUCGAAUCGAAAGUUACUAAAAAGAGGCGUAAAAAGAAGAAGCCCAAAGAUCUCACUGAAGAAGAAAUACAACUAGAGAUGGUUCAACUUGUGGAAGAAGUAGAAGAGACUGUCGAAGAAGAGUUCGUCACUCAAGAGAUUAUUGAGCUCAAGCCAGAGGAAGAAAUCACUGAGGAAAUAGUCAUUGAAAUAGUUGAAGAAGAGACUCCAGAAGGAAUUGAAGAGGUGGAGAUUACGAGGGUUGUCAAGAAGAAAGGCAAGAAGAAGAAGCCUAAAGUUGAAAUCCCUGUUGAGGAAUUUGUGGAAAUGCCAGUUGAAGAAGCUCCUGAAGAGGUCACUAUUGAUGUCGUGGAAGAGAUCACCGAAGAGGCAGUCGAAGAAAUCCCCGUCGAGGAGGUGGAAGAGGUUCCUGAAGAGGAGAUUCCUGAGGAGAUCACACUUGAGGUUGUUCAACUGGAAGAAGAGAUACCUGAAGUCACUGAAAAGAAGAAGAAAAAGAAAAAGCCAAAGAAACCUGAAGAAAUCCCCGUCGAGGAGGUGGAAGAGGUUCCUGAAGAGGAGAUUCCUGAGGAGAUCACACUUGAGAUUGUUCAACUGGAAGAAGAGAUACCUGAAGAAGUGAUAGUUGAGUCGAAGGUUACUAAAAGGAGACGUAAAAAGAAGAAGCCCAAAGAUCUCACCGAAGAAGAAAUACAACUAGAGAUCGUUCAACCUGUCGAAGAAGUGGAGGAGACUAUUGAAGAAGAGUUCGUCACUCAAGAGAUUAUUGAGCUCAAGCCAGAGGAAGAAAUCACUGAGGAAAUAGUUGUUGAAAUAGUUGAAGAAGAGACUCCAGAAGGAAUUGAAGAGGUGGAGAUCACGAGGGUUGUCAAGAAGAAAGGCAAGAAAAAGAAGAAGCCUAAAGUUGAAAUCCCUGUUGAGGAAGUUGUGGAAACGCUAGUUGAGGAAGCUCCUGAACAGGUCACUAUUGAUAUCGUGGAAGAGAUCACCGAAGAGGCAGUCGAAGUAACAGAAGAUGUGGUUGAAAUUACUGAGAAGAAAAAGAAGAAGAAAAAGAAGGAGAGAGCUCCUAAAGUGCCAGAAGAGGUUGUAUCUCCUGAGGCACCUGCUUUGACUCCUAUGCCUGAUUUGACACUCGUCGAAGGUGAAGUGGCUUGCUUCACAACAUUUGUUACUGGCUAUCCGAUUCCAACAAUCACCUGGGGUGUUGAACAUGUAGAACUCACAGACUCUCCCGACUUUGAAAUAACUUUUGAAGACAACGUGGCAGAACUGGUGAUCACCCACGUCUACACAGAUGACCAGGGCUCCUAUUGGUGUAGAGCAGAAAAUGAAUAUGGAGAAGACUCAGUUGCUGCCAUGCUAUUCGUGCCAAUGGAGCAAGAGGUAACUGUAGAAGAGGAGUUUCCUGAACAUGAGAUGCCAGCUAAAGAAGCUCCAGAGGAAAUUACACCAGAGGUCACAGAAGUUGUUCCUGAGGUAAUGGAAAAGAAGAAGCGGAAAAAGAAAGUCAAAAAACCUGAAGACGAGGUUCCUGAGGAUAUUUUGUUGGAAGAGGUACCUGAGGAUAUUUUGUUGGAAGAGGUACCUGAGGAGGAGGCACCCCAGGAAGUGAUCGUUGAGGUUAUAGAACAAGAAGCUAUUGAAAGAGUUGUUGACAAGAAAAAGAUCAAGAAGAAGAAGAAGCCUAAAGAAGAGAUUCUUCAGAAAAUGCCAGAGGAGAUGUUUGAGGCUCCGGAACUUACAAAGAUUCCUGUUAUCACAAUCAAAGAGGGUGGGGAAGCACACUUUAAGACAUACUUCACUGGCUAUCCAGAACCAGUCAUUACAUGGUAUGCAGAAAGCUUCGAAAUCAUGCCUUCAAAGGACUUUGAGAUCAUCUUUGAGGACGAUUACACAGAGCUAAUCAUCAACCAUGUGUACACUGAUGAUCAGGGCACUUACUAUUGCAAGGCUUUCAAUGAGGUUGGGGAAGCCACAGUAUCAGCAACACUUAUUGUGCCUAUUGAAGAUUACAUUGAUGAAUUGCCUGAAGAGUUGGCUCCAGAAGAGUUAACACUUAACCUGGAAGAACAGAAACUAGAAGAAGCAGAAAUCACACCUGUAGAAAAGAAGAAAAAGAAGAAGAAACCGAAGCCAGUAGAAGAAGUUGUAGAAGAACUUCCUCAACCCGAGGAAACCACUGAAGAGGUGGUUCUUGAGGUUAAACCAGUUGAAGAGGUACCAGAAGAGGUUCCUGAAGUGACUGAAGAAAUAACUGAAGAAAUCGUAAUAAUAACAGAAGAGGAAACAGUUCCUGAGGUCACUGAGGAAGUCACUGAGGAAAUCAUCUUUGAACAACCAGUAGAAGAGGAACAGGUUCCAGAAGAAAUAGAAAUCACACCUGUAGAAAAGAAGAAAAAGAAGAAGAAACCGAAGCCAGUAGAAGAAGUUGUAGAAGAACUUCCUCAACCUGAAGAAACCACUGAAGAGGUUGUUCUUGAAGUUAAACCAGUUGAAGAGGUUCCCGAAGUGACUGAAGAAAUAACUGAAGAAAUUGUAAUAGUAACAGAAGAGGAAGUAGUUACUGAGGUCACUGAGGAAGUAACUGAGGAAAUCAUCUUCGAACAACCAGUAGAAGAGGAACAGGUUCCAGAAGAAAUAGAAAUCACACCUGUAGAAAAGAAGAAAAAGAAGAAGAAACCGAAGCCAGUAGAAGAAGUUGUAGAAGAACUUCCUCAACCUGAGGAAACCACUGAAGAGGUGGUUCUUGAGGUUAAACCAGUUGAAGAGGUACCAGAAGAGGUUCCUGAAGUGACUGAAGAAAUAACUGAAGAAAUCGUAAUAAUAACAGAAGAGGAAACAGUUCGUGAGGUCACUGAGGAAGUCACUGAGGAAAUCAUCUUUGAACAACCAGUAGAAGAGGAACAGGUUCCAGAAGAAAUAGAAAUCACACGUGUAGAAAAGAAGAAAAAGAAGAAGAAACCGAAGCCAGUAGCAGAAGUUGUAGAAGAACUUCCUCAACCCGAGGAAACCACUGAAGAGGUUGUUCUUGAAGUUAAACCAGUUGAAGAGGUUCCCGAAGUGACUGAAGAGUUAACUGAAGAAAUUGUAAUAGUAACAGAAGAGGAAGUAGUUACUGAGGUCACUGAGGAAGUAACUGGGGAAAUCAUCUUCGAACACCCAGUAGAAGAGGAACAGGUUCCAGAAGAAAUAGAAAUCAAACCCGUAGAAAAGAAGAAAAAGAAGAAGAAACCGAAGCCAGUAGAAGAAGUUGUAGAAGAACUUCCUCAACCUGAGGAAACCACUGAAGAGGUGGUUAUUGAGGUUAAACCAGUCGAAGAGGUACCAGAAGAGGUUCUUGAAGUGACUGAAGAGAUAACUGAGGAUGUCUUAAUAGUAACAGAAGAAGAAGCCGUUGCUGAGGUUAUUGAGGAAGUAACUGAGGAAAUCAUCUUCGAACAGCCUGUCGAAGAGGAACAGGUUCCAGAAGAAGUAGAAAUUGCACACGUAGAAAAGAAGAAAAAGAAGAAGAAACCAAAGCCAGCUGAGGAAACCACUGAAGAGGUUGUUCUUAAGGUUAAACCAGUUGAAGAGGUUCCUGAAGUGACUGAAGAGAUAACUGAAGAAAUCGUAAUAGUUGCAGAAGAGGAAACUGUCCCUGAGGUUAUUGAGGAAGUGACUGAGGAAAUCAUCUUCGAACAACCGGUAGAAGAGGAACAGGUUCCUGAAGAAGAAAAGCCAAAGCAGACUGGUAUGUCACCAUAUUUCACCCAGUUCCCCAGGGAGGUUGAGGCAUACAAUGGUUAUCCAACUGUUAUUGAAUGGAAAUGCAAAGGUGUCCCUCAUCCAGAUGUCCAGUGGAUCAAGGGUAAACUGCUGAAGCUCAAGCCAACCGACAAAUACCAGAUCACAUAUGAUGAAGAAACUGACACACACUUCUUCACGAUCAAUGAUACAAGUGAAAAGGAUGCCGGCCAAUACCGAUGUGAAAUUGAAAAUGAUUUUGGCUUUGAUGAUAUCGUGAUGACUGUCACUGUUAAGGAGAAGCCAAAAGAGGAGGUCGACCAUAAAAAGAGACUAAAAACAACCGAGGUUAAGAAAACCAUAUUUGAUGAAGAAGAAUAUAACUGGAAGGACAUGUUGAAGAAAACUGUGCAUGAGGACCUUGAGGAUGUAGUGGAGGAGGACAUCAUUCGUCUUCGUGCUGUUAUCUCAACAGCCGAAACUGAGGGCGAACUGCAACCUCAUGAAGUUGAGGCCAUCUUCGAAAUUAAAAGAAAACUAGAACAGCUGCCUGCCCCUGAAAAGGAGGUAGAGGAAAAACCUGAAGAGGUGCCCGAGAAGGUACAAGUACUACCAGAAGAACCAGAAGAAGUUCUUCUAGAGGUUCAACCGGAGGAAAUGCCCAAAGAAGUUAUUGAAGAUGUUGAGGUGCAGCUAGAAAAGAAAAAGAAGAAGAAAAAGAAGCCCAAAAAGGUUGAAGAUGUGACUGAGGAGAUUACAAUGGAAGCACCAGAGGAAGAGCUUGAAGAAGAGGUGGUUGGUGAGGAGCUCGUCUUUACAACAGAGAAGGAAGAGGAAUCUCCCGUGGAGGAUGUUAUUGAAGAAAUUACACUUGCACCAGUACCUGUGGAAGAGAAGCCCAUUGAUGAGGUUACUGAGGAGGUUUUCGAAGCUAUAGUGUUGGCUUCUACACCAGGCGACGAAGAGGAGAUUAUUGAGGAGGUUGAUGCAGAAAUGGAGAUUAUUAAGCCUAAGGAGGAGAAGAAGAAGAAAAAGAAGAAGCCACAGAAGGAAGAACCGACAGAGGAAAUCACAAUCGAAGCUCCAACGGAGGUAAAGAUCGUUGACGAAGAAGAAGAAGAAUUUGUGAUGGAUGUUUCUGAGGUACCAGAAGAGGUGGUUGAUGAUUUCGUUCUCGAGGCUGUGGAAAUCCCUGAAGUACACGAAGAUGUAACAGAGGAUGUAGCUGAAGCUGUCCUCAUCCCCUCCCAGCCAUUGGUUGAAGAAGCACCUGUAGAAGUCGAGGAAGAGGUGAGUCAGGCUAUUAUGAUUACUACAAUGCCAGAGGAGGUAAAAGCACCUGAAGAGGAAAUAGGUGAAGGGUUUGUCAUUGAAGUCCAGCCAGAAGCUCCUGCUGAAGUUGGCCUUGAGAUUCCCACCGAAUCCACACUUGAGGAGGUUACGACUCUGGAAGUGCCAAAGCCUGAGAAGAAGAAGAAGAAAAAGAAGCCAAAGAAGGAGGAGGUAACAGAGGAUGUUACGAUAGAAGCUCCAGUUGAAGCAGAAGUGGUCGAGGAAGUAGAGCAAGACAUUGUGAUGGAGGUGUCUGAGGUUCCUGAAGAGGUGACAGAAGAAAUCUCAGAGCAAGUGGUUCUUCAGCCAAUGCCUGAGUUUGACAAAACAGAGGAAGAUGUUGAAGUAAUCAGUGAGUCAUUCUUGUUACCUUCAAAACCACAGGCUCUACCCACCUCACAUGAUGAAGAAGCUGAAGAAUACAUAGCUAUAACUCUGAAACCUGAGGAAGAAGAAGUGGCUACAGUAGAGGAAAUCACAGAGGAGGUUACCGUGGAGACCAGGAAACCCACUGUGGAAGAGGAAGUCGCCGAGGAGAUCACGGUUGAAGCUAUUACACCGGCUGAGGUUGGAUUAGAAGUACCAUAUGAUGGCGAGGUAAAGGAGGUCGACGUGCAAAUAGAAGCUAUUGCGCCCACAGAAGUGAGCCUUGACCUCGAACAGGAGCAGGAAAUCAAGCAAGUGGAGUUGGAAAUUCAACCAGUAUCACCUUCCGUGGCUACGCUUGAUAUUUCCACAGAAGAAACCAAGGAAGUGGAGAUGCAAGUUCAACCAGGCGUUCCUGUAGAGGUUUCCAUUGACAUGGCUACAGAAGAAACUAAGGAAGUUGAGAUGCAAGUUCAACCAGGCGUCCCUGUAGAGGUUUCUGUUGAUGUGACUACAGAAGAAACUAAGGAAGUUGAGAUGCAAGUUCAACCAGGCGUUCCUACAGAAGUUUCCGUUGAUGUUGCUACAGAGGAAACCAAGGAAGCAGAGAUGGUAAUUCAACCACAUGUCCCUGGUGAGGUCGGCUUAGAAAUCCCAGUAGAGACAACGGUGGAAGAAGUCACGAUGGAUGUACCAAAGCCAGAACCGACUGAAGAAUUGACUGUUGAUCUUCCAACUGAUAUUGAAGUUGUUGAAAUUGCCGAGGAGGAUGUUGUAAUGGAGGUUGCAGACGUUCCUGCAGUAUCACCUGAUACAGCUGAAGAAGAAGUCAUGCUAGAUAUUCGCUCAAAACCAACAGAAGAGGUUACGGAAGUAUCAGAAGAAAUGGCCAGCACAAUCGUUCUCCCAACCAAGCCAGAGGAAGUUUCCCAAGAACUCGCAGAUGCCACUGAAGCAGUUGAAGUCAUUGUUAAAACAAAAGAUGAAAUCCUGGAAGAAAUUGAGGAGGUGUCUGAGGAACUCGUUAUUACUCCAAAACCAAUAACCGUCGUUGAGGAAAUUGCUGAGGAGGUUACCCUUAAGCCAAUGACACAGGAAGAGGUGACAGUCGCCGAGGAGAUCACGGUUGAAGCUGUUACACCGGCUGAGGUUGGAUUAGAAGUACCACAUGAUGGGGAGGUAAAGGAGGUCGACGUGCAAAUAGAAGCUAUUGCGCCCAUAGAAGUGAGCCUUGACCUCGAACAGGAGCAGGAAAUCAAGCAAGUGGAGUUGGAAAUUCAACCAGUAUCACCUUCCGUGGCUGCGCUUGAUAUUCCCACAGAAGAAACCAAGGAAGUGGAGAUGGAAGUUCAGCCAGAAGUGCCUGCUGAGGUGUCCAUUGAUAUACCUACAGAGGAAAGCAGGGAAGUUGAGAUGCAAAUUCAACCAUCAGUACCGAUGGACGUUUUUCUUGAUUUAUCUACAGAAGAAUUCAAGGAGGUGGAGAUGGAAGUUAAGCCCCAAAUGCCUGAUGAGAUUUCCAUUGAUAUACCUACAGAGGAAAGCAGGGAAGUUGAGAUGCAAAUUCAACCAUCAGUACCGAUGGACGCUUCUAUUGAUUUAUAUACAGAAGAAUUCAAGGAGGUGGAGAUGGAAGUUAAGCCCCAAAUGUCUGAUGCGGUUUCCAUUGAUAUACCUACAGAGGAAAGUAGGGAAGUUGAGAUGCAAAUUCAACCAAGAGUACCGGUGGAAGUUUCUAUUGAUAUAACUACAGAAGAAUUCAAGGAGGUGGAGAUGGAAGUUCAGCCAGAAGUGCCUGCUGAGGUGUCCAUCGAUAUAACUACAGAGGAAAGUAAGGAAGUGGAGAUGCAAAUUCAACCAAUAAUACCGGUGGAAGUUUCUGUUGAUAUAACUACAGAAGAAUUCAAGGAGGUGGAGAUGGAGGUGAAGCCAGAAGUGCCUGUUGAGGUUUCCUUUGAUAUGAGUACAGAAGAAAGUAGGGAAGUGGAGAUGGUAGUUCAACCACAAUCCCCUGAUGUGGUAGGCAUAGAGAUGCCAUUGGAAACCAGUGGGGGUGCGAUCACAAUGAAUGUGCCUAGGCCAGAACUUACUGAUGCGUUUACUAUUGAGUCUCCAACUGAUAUUGGAGUUGUUGAAAUUGCUGAAGAAGAUGUGUCACUGGAACUGGCGGAUCAGACGGUUUUGCUCAAGACCAGCGGCGAGCACGAAGUUACAGAAAUCCCAGAAGAGGUUGCUGAGGAUGUCACUAUUGCAAGGCCUACUCAGGAAGAACUGGAAGAAUUCGAUGUGGAAGUUGUACCAGAGGUGCCGGAGGAGGUUCCCGAAGAGGUUACAGAAGAACUUGUACUGAGGAAGCCAGAAGAAGCCCCAGUAGAAGAGGUAGAGGAGGAAGUGACUCUCACAAGGAAGCCAGUUGAGGAGACAGUAAUCGAGGCUGUUCCAGAGGAGGUUGCCGAAGAGGUUCUCAUUGUAGCCCCCACACCAGAGGAAUCACCCAUAGAAGAGGUUGAGGAAGAGGUUACGUUCAAAUCGAAAAUAGAACAGACGCCCACUGAGGCGCCUCAAGAAGUUGCCUUUACCAAAGAAGAGGUUGCAGAAGAUAUCGUUGAAGAAGAUGUAACAGCUGAAUUCAAGCCCACAGUGGAGGAGGUACCUGAGGAGGUGGCUGCUGAGGUCACGUUGACCAAGGCGCCUGAGGCACCUAAACCUGUGGAGGUUGAACAGGAAGUUGAGGUUAAAAAACCAGAGAAGAAGAAAAAGAAGAAACCUAAGAAGGAAGAGGUUUCAGAAGAUAUUACUAUAUCUAAGAAAAAACCAGAAGUGCCCGAGGAAGUAGGCGAAGAGCUUACGUUGAAACCGAAAAAGCCAACAGAGGCUCCAGCCGAAGAAGUGACCAUUGGCCUCACACCUAAGCCGGUGAAAGAAGAUUUGGAAGAAGUCAGUGAGGAAAUAACGUUUAAACGCCAGGAACCUGUAGCCGAGGAUGUUCAAAUGGAAAUGACAGCUAUGCUGGCACCAGCUGUUAUCAGAGAUGAAGGAACGCCCGUGGAAGAGGUGCAGGAGGAGGUGAGUCUAGUGCAACCCACCAAAGUUGAAGAGGCACCAGAAGAGGUAUCCGAAGCAUUUGACAUCACGGCUCCCGCUAAGAAGAAGAAGAAACCGAAGAAGAUCGAGGAGGUCAGCGAAGAGGUCAGCAUGGUCGCUGGAGUCAUAGAAGAAACUGUGGCUGUUCCGAGGGAGAAGGUAAUAGAGGAGCUAGGGGAGGAGGCAGUUGCAUUAGAGAUCAUUGGCCCUGAAGAGGACGAACCUGUAGAAGCGGUCAGCACGCAGAUAUUGCGACAGAUUAUCACUGAAACGGGUGAUAUCGAGGAGAUCGCCGAACAGGUCACGUUAAAACGCAAACCCACAGAACCGGAAGAGGCCUGGUGGGAAGAUGUUGAGGAGGAUGUGCUUCUGGAAGAAUCAGAAGAGGAGGAGGAUGAAGAAGAAGUAGAACUCACACUCAAAGUGAAACCAGAGGUGGUGCGUCCACUUAACGACAGCCAUGUUACAGAAUUCGACACACUGACCUUACUCUGUGAGGUAUCUCAGGAAGAUGUUAAGGUGAAGUGGCUGAAGAAUGGCAAACGUAUCAAACAGACGGACAGAAUUCAGAUGGUGUCUGAAGGAACUGUCCAUAAAUUUGUCCUGAAGGAUGCUAGACCCUCUGAUACAGCUGAAUAUACGUGUGUGGUAGGCAAGAAGACAACAACGUCGAAUGUAGUUGUCGAUGAGGCCGAUGCUGAGUUUGUGGUCAAACUAAAGCCAAAAACUACAACAGAGGAUGAGGAUGCUGCAUUCACGUGCCAGCUUACAAAACCAGUGAAACCUGAAGACAUUGUCUGGAUGAAAGACGGUAAGCCUCUGCCAGUGGACGAAUCCCGCUAUAGCAUCACACAGGUGAAGAACACUUACAUACUGAAAGUGAAAAAGACAACUCUAGAGGAUGCUGGUACAUAUACAGUCAUGAUCAAGGGCAAGCCAAGCAGUGCUGACCUGACUGUCGAUGAAAAAGAAGCCGAGUUCACCGUACAUCCAAAGGAUCAGAAGGUCAAGGAAAAGCAGCCGGUCGUGUUUGAAGCGAGUGUAACCAAGAACAUCCCUGUCAAGUGGCUGAAGAACGGCCAACCGCUGCCAGAAGAUGCCAGAUACCAGAUUGUUGACGACGGUGUGGUUCACAAGCUGAUCAUCAAGGACGCACAACCAGAUGACAGUGCUGUUUAUACUUGCAUCUUGCCCAAUAAGAAAACGAGUGCUGAACUGACUGUAGAAGAAGUGGAAGCUGAGUUCACAGUUCCACUAAAGGACAAGACAGUGAAGGAGCACAAUGAUGUCACGCUCGAAGCCAACGUCACCAAGACUUUACCUGUGACAUGGCUGAAGAACGGAAAACCCAUUGAACCAGGUACUAAGUAUAUUAUCCGGGAAGACAACAAUAAAUUGACGCUGAUCAUUAAGGAUGCUGGACCAGAUGAUGAGGCUGUUUACACGGUUACGGUCGGCACGGUCAAGUCUUCAGCCGAAGUGGUUGUAGAAGAAAUUGAGGCAGACUUCACGAUCCAACUGAAGGACACCAACGUAGAAGAGGAAGAGCCUCUGACAUUGAUCAUUAAGCUGACUAGGAAGGUUGUCGAUGUAACGUGGCUCAAGGAUGGAGUGGAGAUCAUACGCGAUGAGCGUUAUGAGGUCAUCAUCGAAGAAACGACCUUCAAGCUGGUGAUUAAGGAAACUACUAUCAGGGAUACGGGUGUUUACACUGUUGUUGUGGGCAACAAGAAGUCUACAUGUCAAGUAAAUGUGAAAGAGUUUCCAGUCAAGUUCAUUAAGCCACUGGAAGAUAAAGAGGUUCCUGAGAAUGAGACUGUGACGUUUGAGACGGUACUCAACAAGGACAAGCCAGUUACGUGGUUUAAGAACACCAAAGAGAUCCAGCCUGAUCAGAACCAUGAGCCUAUCUCAGAAGGUCCAGUGAAGCGUCUCGUGCUGCAUAAUGUGAAACCAGAGGACACCUCGGAUAUCACUUGCAAGGUCACAGAUGAGAAGACGACAGCUAAACUCAUCGUCAAAGAACUUCCAGAGAAGUUUGUCAAGCCACUGACCGAUGUUGAGGUCACUGAAAAACAGACCGCCACGUUCAAGUGUACCGUAUCCAAGACGACCAUAAAGGUAACAUGGCUUAGAAAGAAGAAGCCCAUCAAGCCUGACGACCGGCACGAGAUUACUGAGAAGGGUCCGGAGCGUGUUUUGACAAUUAAAAAUGUCAAACUAGAUGAUCAGGGCACCUACACUUGCACUACCAAGCACGAUGAGACGACAUCUAAGCUGACUGUCAUCGAAUCUGCUCCUGAGUUCCUGAAACCUCUGAGUGACAAGACGGUGCAGGAGAACAAGACCGUCACCUUUGAGUGUACACUGUCCUCGCCAAAGAAACCGGUCAAGUGGUUCCGCUCCGACAAGGAGAUCACGCCGACAGAGCGAAUCAAGUUCGUCAGUGACGGUCCAGUCAGGAAGCUGGUCAUUAGCAGUGUGGAGAUGGAUGAUGAGAAGCCGUACACCUGCGUCUGUGAGCCAGCACGCACAACGGCUAACCUGUUUGUUGAAGAGGAGCCACUGACAUUCCUUAAUACACCCGAGGAUAUCACAGUGACAGACCUCCCUGAAACUACCACCUUUGAGUGUGAGUUGUCGAAAGAUGUUCCCAUUACAUGGGAGAAAGAUGGAAAACCCAUACACCCUGGUGACAAGUUCCAGUUCAUUGAUGAUGGUCCAAUUCAUCUACUGGACAUCAUGGAUAUUACAGGACCAGAUGAGGGCGAUUACACUGUCAUUGCCAAGGAUAAGAAGGCAACAGCUACCUUAUUUGUCAAAGUGCCACCAAAGUACACCAUUGAUGAUAGGUAUAAAACUACAUUAAUCAUCAACAAGAGCACAACGAUGACGUUGGUAGUGAGAUUCGUGGGCUGGCCACAUCCGAAACCCACCUGGACCUUCAAGAAGAAGCCCAUACCAGAGUCACGUAACCCGAAGGAGGAUAACACUGAUUCCACGACCACUCUUAGCAUUCCAAAUGUAGACAAGCCCGACUCUGGCCCGUACACACUGAAACUGGAGAAUCCACAUGGAAAAACGACCGUUACAAUCAAUGUGACGGUUGCUGAUGUUCCUGGACCUCCAACGAAGCCAGACGUGAGUGAUAUCACCAGGGCAACGGUUGUGUUAUCAUGGAAACCACCGAAGGACGAUGGUGGUAGCCCAGUCACUGGCUACACCGUUGAAAAGAAGCAACCAGACAAGCCUAAAUGGACAAAGGUAAACAAGGAGCCUGUAAAAGAGCCGACAUUGAAGGUGACAGACCUCAUACAAGAUCACGAAUAUGAGUUCCGUGUGAUAGCAGAAAACAAGGUUGGCCCAGGCAAGCCCAGUGAGCCCACAAAACCGGUUAAGGCAACAGAUCCUUACAAACCACCAGGGCCACCCGGCAAGCCUGAUUGUUUGGACAUCACCGACACCAGUGUCACGUUGACGUGGAAGCCACCGACUAAGGACGGAGGUGCUCCCAUCUCAAACUACAUCGUCGAGUAUCGCCUGGCUGACGUGUUCGGCUGGACGAGAGCCAACCCCGACGAACCUGUGGCGGAACUGACAUUCCCAGUGACAAACCUGACCGAGGGUCAGGAGUAUGUAUUCAGGGUCACAGCCGAGAAUGUCGCAGGGCCUGGUGAACCCUCACCUCCGAGUGAGCCCGUCAAACCGAAGAAACCAAUCGUUAAGGAAGCUCCCACCGUGGAAGACAUACCUGACAUUACAGUAUUAUCCGGCUCACCUGUGAAAUACACGUGUAGAGUCACAGGUGUACCAGAGCCGACAAUCAAGUGGUUCCGCUAUGAUGAGGAGGUGCUCGAAAGCAAGAAGUACACGACCACGUACGAGAACCAGACUUCCACUCUGACGAUUCUAGUCGCUUACCUGGAUGACACGGCCGAAUACACUUGCAUCGUCAGUAACGAUGAGGGUACAGUAAAGACAACGUCCAAGCUAACCGUCGAAGCUCCUCCAACGCUGGAGUAUGAUGACAAGCUUAGCAAUGCAAAGGUGAAGACUGGUUCAACGCUCAAGAUUCCUAUUAAGUAUAAGGGAUUGCCACGACCCGUGCUCAAGUGGACCAAGGAUGAUAAACCUUUGGAGCCAACUGAUAGGACUGACGUGGAAGUACAGGAAUACUUCACUAUCGUGACCCUCAAACAGACAAUACAGGAUGACUCGGCCACUUACAAGCUUGUGGCCACAAACAAACAUGGCAGUGAGACUGCCACGUUUAACAUCAAGAUCAUGGGGCCACCAGACAGACCGACAGGUCCAAUCAGGGUCACAGAUAUUCAGAGAACAACAAUCACCAUCGAAUGGAAGCCUCCAGUUCACAAUGGUGGAUCAAAGCUCACCUCCUACUACAUUGAGAUGCGUGAAGUCACUACCAAGACAUGGCGUGAGGUUGAGAGGAUAGCACAUACGAUCACCACUUACACGGUGCAGACCUUGACGGAGGAUACCGAGUACUUCUUCCGCGUGUUUGCUGAGAACAAGUAUGGACCGAGCGAACCGCUAGAAAUGGAUGAGCCAGCAAGGACACUGAAGAAACCGGAAGAGAAGCCAACGGCAACUAAGCCGAUGCCUCCACGGGACUUGCACGUGUCUGAGGUGUUCGAAACAUCAGCCACCAUCACCUGGCGGGAGCCUGAAUCAGACGGCGGUGCGCCAGUCACCACCUACAUCGUUGAGAAGCGUGUGUCAACUAAGAAGAAGUGGACGAAGGUCACAACUGUGGAACAUCUCACGAUGACCCACACUGUUACUAAGUUGAUAGAAAAUGAGGAAUACUACUUCCGUGUGUUCGCGCAGAAUGAAGUGGGUAAGAGUGAACCUGCUGAAACAGAGAGCCCGAUUACACCCAAGCGGAAGUAUGAAAAACCAGGUCCACCUGAGAAUCUACGGGUCGGUGACGUGACGCCGGAGAGCGCGAGACUGGAUUGGGAUCCGCCGCAGCACGACGGCGGCCUGCCGCUGACUUCGUACGUCAUCGAGUACAGGGACAUCUCAGAGGAAACGUGGACCAAGGUUGACCAGGUGCAGCCGACCGUGAGGACGUACACCGUCGAGAGGAUGCGAGCGCGGCGCGAGUACGCGUUCCGCGUGUUCGCAGAGAACCCAGAGGGUCUGAGCGGUCCGGCGAUGUCAGACAAUGUACAGACUCCGAAGGAGAAAGAGGCUGAGCCUUUCAUCUCCAGCUAUACGGUGCACACACUUCAGCACCGUGACGAGUACUUCUUUACCCUAACUUAUGCUGACGAUGACCUGCAGGAGGACUGAGGAACAUGUUGCGCGUCCCCGUUUGUAAUGUGACCCGAAAUUCUCAUUGUUCUUGCGAGAGAGAAAAAAUCGACUUGUCACCUUACUAAGUGUAAAUGUGUAUACCUGUGCCGUGUAAAGUAUUAUGUAACGUUGAGAAGGCACUCAUAAUUAGACUGAAACUUUGGCGUUCAUGAAACUGCAUCGAGACAUUGUUUAAUAUGGAACUCCCGACACUGUUUUGUAGAUUGUUAGUAGUUUUUUCUGUGGAAUACUUGUUAGUUUUCAGCUAAUGAAGUGUGCUGUAUUUUCAAAAACCACUUUGGGGUAACUCUACUCUAUGGAAUGUAAUAACUGCUGUCAAAAUUUUUGUAGAGAGCAUGAAAGUAUGUACUGAUAUUGCAGACCCUCCCUGACACAAUUAAAUCUUUUGCACUGUUGGGUAUGAAUUGGUUUAUAGGCGAUAAUCCGCUAUUUUUAUAUAGAGGCUGUAGACUGUACAGUAGAACAGUGCCGGAGAUUUAGCAGUACAUAUUCUUCACACUUACUUCGUUGUAUGUCUGGACAGCCAAGAAAGUGUGGAAAUCUUUCAUGCUCUAUUUAUGUGUUAAUUAAUUUAUUGUUAUUUAUUUAAUUUAAUCUUUGCCCGAGUUUUGACAACGCAGUUUACUGACCCUCAUGAAAUUCCAUUGGGUAGACUUAUUUAAAGUUUGUAACAACCGUCUAUUAAAAUUUUAUUAUAAAA
This is a messenger RNA of Priapulus caudatus, 43985 nucleotides long. Its product is annotated as titin-like. The record is from RefSeq and is a predicted model, not a curated record. Lineage: Eukaryota; Metazoa; Priapulida; Priapulimorpha; Priapulimorphida; Priapulidae. Gene Ontology annotation, molecular function: protein binding. The coding region runs from base 233 to 43261 and encodes 14342 amino acids. The transcript is spliced from 154 exons.